UUGAACAGACAAGACCUGUAUCGCGUUACGUCCCGCCAUCAAAAAAUCUUUUUUGAGUGAAAAUCGGGAAAAUUCGAAAAAUCCGGCAAUUUUUCACGUGUCCCAAUAUGGAAUGUACCUCCAACAAUCGCAAAAACGACAAAUAAUCCCGAAAAAGCCACGAAAAACGAGCAAAUUGUGAAUCUCACAAACAACAAAAAUCCUGUUUGUUAUCUCUCCUCUGUACAUAUCACACAUACCUGUUAUUUAUAAUUUAGAAUAAAAAAAAAUAAAAAAAAAAAAAUUAAAAAAUGAAAUGAAAAAGUGCGAAAAUGAAGAAAAAUAAAGUAACAGAGGAAAAUGAGGGAAAAAAGAGAAAAGAUGAAAAAAAUUUGUCAUGUCGGUUCCUAAAAAAAAAUAAAAAUAAUAAAAAGCAGAGUAACGAAAUAGCAACAAAGAAAAUGCGAAGGAAAAUUAAUUUCCCACAGUGCUUGUCAAUUUUUCUGAUAUUCCUUCUUGUGAAAGUAGAAAUUUCUGUGUUUGCAUCUUCCGCUGGAUUAAAUACGCCGCAAAGUAGCAGCAGCAGCAAUAGCUCCAACAUCGACGAAUCCAAAAAUUUUGGACAUUUUCAAGCAUCAUGUCCCCAAAGUCACUUUACCUGUAAAAGUGGAAAAUGUAUUCCUGCUCAUUGGCGCUGUGAUAACCAUGUCGAUUGCGAUGAUGGUUCAGAUGAAACUGACGAGUGCUCACAAAAACGCACUUGUGAAAAAGGUCAAUUCCAUUGUAAACUCACACACAAAUGUAUUCCGGAAAAAUGGGUGUGUGACGAGGAAAUUGACUGUGGAUAUUCGGAGAAAUACAAAUUAACAGAUGGAUCUGACGAGGAUACAGAUUCAUGUAAAAAUAACAAAACCUGUCCUCCAAAUUACUCCAUUUGUAGCAAUGGAAAAUGCUUAGAGAUAGAGAAAUUUUGUAACGGGGUCUGGGACGAUUGUGGAAACGACGAAGUCAGUUGUAGCAGCAACCGAACGGCGUGUAAUAGUGUUAAUUGUUCAUAUAAUUGUAAGAUAACGCCCGAUGGCCCGAAAUGUUACUGUCCCAAAGGUCAAAUACCCGAAGGCGCGUCAUGCGUUGACCUCAACGAAUGUCAAUCCCCAAGCGAUAACUCGUGCGAGCAACUUUGCAUCAACACAAUUGGCAGUUAUACGUGCGCCUGCGUCGACGGAUACCGUUUGACGGAGGGAAAUCGUUGUCGCGCCAUCGAUGUGCCAUCCAACUCGAAGCCCGUCUUGCAAUUUAUGACGCAAACCGACGUGCGUCGUGUCUACAUUUCGCGCGAUAGUAGUAAGAGUAGUAGUAGUAGUAGUAACAGUACUGAUAAGAAUUCUAGUGUAAAAAUCGCGUCAUCCGAGACAGUGAUGAUGGUAAAUUACGCCAUUGCCCUUGAAAUGUGGCACAAAAACGAGAGUAUCUGCAUGAUAACCGCCGAUGCUAACCAAAAUGUCGAAUUUACGUGUCACGAGUUCCUUAAGCCCGAAAAUAAGCGACGCAUGUCAUCGCCCGAUCUCUUUAAUCUCGACUCUGUGAGUCGACUAUGCUUGGAUUGGAUCUCGGGGAAUUGGUAUUUUUACGAUGGUGAUCGUGAGAUAAUUUUCGUUUGUUCUUCCGAGUUGCGACAUUGCACGAUCAUUUUGGAGCACAAUUUGGAGAAACCACGUGGCAUGGCACUCGAUCCCACAAAAGGUUUCAUAUUUUAUACGGUUUGGGGCAAAUCCGCCGCUUCCUUGCAACGAGCGAAUCUCGAUGGAACAAAUGCGAAAAGCAUCGUUACUGAAAAAAUUGUCUAUCCCCAUGCGGUAACCGUUGAUUUGGCAAUGUCUCACGUUUAUUACAUCGAUUCGUAUUUGGAUAAUGUUGAACGUGUCAACUACGACGGGUCUCAUCGAUGGACCAUGAGGAAAAAAUCACAACUUUUGGGUGUCGCACAAUCCUUACAUUCCAUUACAAUCUUCGAAGAUACCAUUUAUAUCGCUUCCUGGAACAAUCAAAGUAUCAUAGCUGUCAAUAAGUUUACGUCAGAAGCUCGAAUUGUGCAUCGGGAUGUUACGCGCCCUUUUUCGUUGCACGUGUAUCAUCGACAACGUCAACCUGACAUCGAUCAUCCAUGCAAUCGACCAAAUCGCUGUGAUCAUUUGUGCAUUCCGUCGUACGAAAAGGGCAUUGGCGUCGCAAAAUGUCUUUGUUCACCCGGAUUCAAGCUUGAAAAGUCUUCCGGGAAAUGUUUAAGGAACGACGAGCCCGUAUUUUUGCUGUAUGCCAAAGAAAGCUCCAUGAUGAUCAAAGGAAUUUCCAUUAUGCAAGAACACUACACGAAAAAUGCGAUUCCUGAAACAAUUAUUCCUAUCACGAAUCUCACGUGGCCCAUCAGUUUCGACUAUAAUGUGCGAGAUAAAUUGAUUUAUUUCGGAAAUACCGUAGAAAAGUUGCAAAAAAGUCGAACAUUUUCAAAAACGUUCAACAUUGAAUCUCAAACACUUGACGGUACAGAUCGCAAAAUCCUCGUUGAAGGAUUAAAAACUAUCAGCGGACUUGCUUAUGAUUGGAUGGCCCAUAACCUAUUCUAUACAAACUCCGAUGCAAACACUGUAGCAGUUAUCAGCUUAAAAAACACAGAUAUUCGCAAAGUUCUUGUACGAGAAACUUACCAUCCGAUGUCUAUUGCUCUCGAUCCAAAACGGGGAAGGAUGUAUUGGUCGACAUGGGCUUCGUUUUAUCAAAGCACAGGUUUGAUCGAAACCGCGUUCAUGGAUGGAACAAAUCGAACGACUUUUGUCAAUGCCAGCGUGCGAAAUUUGCAUUGGCCAACAAGUUUAUCGAUUGAUUUCACGGAAGACAUGUUAUAUUGGUGCGAUCCUGUGACGCCGGGCAUCGAAAGAAUCAAACUCGAUGGCAGUGGGAGACAAAUGUUACAUGAAGGCACUCAAAAUCAGUUUUAUCCGAUGUCAGCAGUACAUUACGAUAAGCAUAUAUAUUGGACAGACAACGUUAAAGGAGGAAUUAUGAAACUUAGUAUUGAGGAUUCGUUGAAAGAUACAUCAGCGGAGACUUAUGUCACGUUAAUUGAUGAGAAACCUUUGGUUUAUGACAUGAAAAUUUACAUCAAUGAUUCGCGAUUGGAUACAAAUGAUUGUAGUUUAGACAAAAUUUGCCCUGGGAUUUGUCUUUUUACGCCGAAUGGAAAGUUAUGUGUCUGUGGAGAUGGUUUCGAGAUGAUAAACAAUGAAUGUAAGAAAAUUGCAAACUAUACUGAAGUUGCCAAAUGUCCUGUAAACACGUUCAAAUGUGUUUCCAACGACAAAUGUAUCGAUCAAGAUUUCGUUUGUGACGGAGUUCCUCAUUGUUUGGAUGGAAGCGAUGAAGCCAAAGACUCAGGAGGUCCCUGCGGAGGUUCUUGCCCAUUAAAAACGCAUUUCAGGUGCGAUGGAAAUCGUUGUAUCGAACGUGAACUUGUUUGUAACAGCGAAUACGAUUGUCAUGAUGAAUCAGAUGAACAUCCUGCGAAUUGCCCGGGAAAUAUGACAGCAAUAAUUUGUGGCAGUAAUCAAUUCCAAUGCGAAAUAUCGAAAAAAUGCAUCCCAAUGUCGUGGGUUUGUGAUCGUCAUGCGGAUUGUGGACCUCAUGAUAACUCCGAUGAACCUGAACAUUGCAAUAAAUGCGACGAAUUUGAAUGUAACAAUAAGCAUUGCAUUUCUUUCGAUUAUGUAUGCGAUGGAACAGAUACAUGCGGCGAUAAUUCAGAUGAAAUUGACUGUGAUACGGGUUGCAAAUCGGAUGAGUUUUAUUGUCAACCUCUCGGAUGCAUCAGUAGUAUCCACAAAUGCGAUGGAAAUCCCGAUUGCGCUGAUGAAGCAGAUGAAAAAGAUUGCAAGAAUCGCACAACGACGCUUAAACCUGAAAAAGAUCGCCCUCUUGUGCGUUGCAGCCAUGAUGAAUUCACAUGUGACAAUUUCGAAUGCAUACCAAAGUACUUCCGAUGUGAUGGCGUCAACGAUUGUCUCGAUCGAAGUGAUGAAAAAAGUUGCAAACAAAUCACGCGACGUCCUCAUACCGCAAAUAGCAGCAUUUGUGAUUAUCCGGAUCGUUUGUGUAAGCCAACGAAUGAAUGUAUAACUGUCGAUCAACUCUGUGAUGGGCGAAUAAACUGCAUUGAUGGCUCAGACGAAGGAUUUUUGUGUAGAGAAAAGCAUUGCGAUCAUAACGACGAGUGUUCGCACUUUUGUCAUAAUGCUCCCGAAGGAUUCGCAUGUGCUUGCCCGGCGCAUCUCUAUUUGCAAUCUAAUGGGAAAACAUGUUCUGCGGAUCAUGCCUGUGAUGAUUGGGAUACUUGUUCGCAAUUGUGCGUUCCGCAUGGCAAAAGAUACAAAUGUGAGUGUUUGCCGGGAUAUACGUUGCAAUAUGACGGGUUUAAUUGCAAAAGUAACAACAAAGAUUCGCCCUAUGUUAUCUUCAGUAAUCGUCAAGAGAUCCGUGGAGUUGAUCUAAAAACAUUAGCUGUCAAAAACUUUUAUACAUCACUGAGAAAUACAAUUGCUUUGGAUUUCCUUUACACAAAUUCAUCAAUUUCGGUUGUUUGGACCGAUGUUAUUGACGAUAAAAUUUACAAGGGAACGUUAAUUGGCGAUUCAAUCAGUAACGUUGAAGCUGUUGUCACUUCAGGAUUGUCAACUGCCGAAGGACUUGCUGUUGAUUGGAUUGGUUUGAAUCUAUAUUGGGUCGAUAGUAAUUUAGAUCAAAUUGAAGUUGCCAAGUUCAACGGGAGUUUUCGUCGAACUCUCAUAUCAGGAGAUAUGGAAAGCCCCCGUGCGAUUGCUUUAGAUCCUCGUGAUGGUUUACUAUUUUGGACUGAUUGGGAUGAAAGCGAUCCUCGUGUUGAACGAUGUUCCAUGGCAGGUGAAUUUCGUACAACCAUUAUGCAAGUCGAUCGUGUAAACGGCGCAUGGCCUAAUGGAUUAACAUUGGAUUAUACAACGCGUCGCGUUUAUUGGAUAGAUGCGAGAUCAGAUUCAAUUCAUUCAACCAAUUACGAUGGUAGAGAUCAUCAUCUCAUAAUACAAGAUCAGGAAACGUUAUCGCAUCCCUUUGGGAUUUCACUGUACGAAAGUCACGUUUAUUGGACAGAUUGGCGAACAAAUUCAGUAAUACGAGCAAAUAAAUGGAAUGGAUCUGACAUUGCUGUGAUUCAACGAACACAAACUCAACCCUUUGGUAUUCAGAUUUUGCAUUCGAGUCGACAACCAACUGAUGGCGUGAACCCGUGUGGCAGUAACAAUGGACAAUGUUCACAUUUGUGUCUUUUAAGUUUAAAUAAGACUUACAAAUGUGAAUGCCCGCAUGUCAUGCGCUUGAGUAACGACACAAAAACUUGCAUUCCUAACGAACAAAUUUUACUGUUUUCACUCGGCAGUGAAAUUCGCGGCGUUGAUUUGUUCCGCCCGAAUCACAAUACAAUUCCGACAAUAAGUCAUCCAACGCAAGUUGUUUCAACAUUCCUCAUUGACUACAUCGUGAGCGAAGAACGCAUUUAUUGGGUUGAUAAUUCUUUGAACGAAGUAAAAGCGAGCGGAAUCUCAAGCGGUCCAAUUCAAACGAUUCUCGAUACAAGUAUUGAACAUAUCACAGCAUUUUGUGUUGAUUGGAUCUCAAAACUCAUCUUUAUAGCAGUUAACAAACCUGAUAGUCGUAUCUACGUGUGCAACACAAAAGGCGAAUAUCUGACAGAAAUCCAUCGAAGCUCUGAUAAAAUCGUUCGCAGCAUGGCAGUUGAUCCAGUUGUCGGGCAUUUGUAUUAUUCUGUAUCAGAUGACGCCGGAAUUGACAAUGAAAUUUACUAUUGUGACUUGGAUGGCAGCAACCAUUUCCCGUUGAUUAAUAAAACAAGUGCAAGUAGUCAAUCUGGACCUUAUUUGAGUUUACAAUUCAUUCGCCCGAGCGAACGUUUGUACUUUAUCAACCAAAAAGGCAUCUGGUUCGUGGAUAUUCGCGAUGGAAAGCCUCAAAUAAUCUAUCAAAGUCGCUUGCAUCAAGAAAUUUCCGCCAUCACAGUUUAUGAAUCUCAUGUUUACUUCACGGAUAAUCAUGACAACACAAUUCAACGAUGUUCGUUAACAGAUUGCAAAAGUUCGAUAGUCAUUCGAAACUCAACAAGUCAAAUCACGGAUUUGAAAAUGUAUUAUCCCGCAUCACAAAAAGGCAGUAAUAAAUGUGAAAAGAAUCGCGGAGGUUGUCAACAUCUUUGUUUCCCAAAACUUGAUUCGCAUGUUUGCAAAUGUGCAAUAGGAUUCGAAGCAGUAGAUGAAAAAUCAAUUAAAUGCAAGGGCGUUGAAGAUUUCCUCAUUUACAGUAUCGGGCACGAAAUAAAAGGCUUAUCUUUGGAUGAUCCAACGAAAAAUGUUCUUGGACCGCUGCAACAAAUAUCUCUUGCGACAAAUAUCGAUUAUCAUUACGACGCUGAUCACAUUUAUUGGGCAGAUAGCGACAAAGGCGCCAUUACUCGUAUCAAACGCGACGGAACUGGCAGAGAAGUUGUUGUCAAUUCGUUGGAAGCUAUCGACGCAAGUUCAGGCGAUUGGUUAGGCGGUAUCGCCAUCGAUUGGAUUGCGGGAAAUUUAUAUUGGACUGAUCAAAAGAGAGAUCUAAUUGAGGUUAUGCGACUUGAGAAAAACAUCCGAUAUGUAGUUGUCUCGAAUAUAAACCAACCAAAAAUUAUUGCAGUUGAUCCAAUAGCUGGUUUGUUAUUUUAUGCAGGACAUGGCAAAAUUGGGAGACUAAAUCUCGAUGGAAGCGAACAAAUUAUCAUCGCGAAUCAAUCGAGUGCAGUAAAUAGUUUGGCUUUGGAUUCAAUGAAUCAACACGUUUAUUGGUGCGAAAUGUCAUCAGACAUCAUAAUGCGAAUCGAUUACGAUGGAAAUAACAAACAAGUUGUGCUAAAUACGACAAUUGACAAUCCAAUUGCGCUCGAUUUGAUCGACGGAAAUCUUUAUUGGGCAGAUUCGACGCAUGAGAGCGCUGUGAUCAAAAUGGCGCCUGCACUAAAUGUCAGCGAUUACGUCAAAAUUCAAACUGUUGACAGUUCCGUUAAAGAUUUGGCGAUCUUUUCGAAGAAAAAGCAGAUGGGAUCGAAUCUUUGUGCUGUCAAUAAUGGCGGAUGUCACGAAUUGUGUUUGUACAAUGGAACAAGUGCUGUUUGUGCUUGUUCUCAUGGAAGAGUAGCUGCCGACGGGAAAAGUUGUGAAGAUUAUUCGACAUUUUUGAUCUUUUCGAGAGUCAGUUCGAUCGAAAGUGUUCAUCUAACGGAUUAUACGAACAUGAAUGGACCAAUUGCCAAAAUUCAAAAUCAAACUUACCUGAAAAAUACGAUUGCUUUGGCUUAUGACUAUGCAAGAAGCUUAAUUUUUUACUCCGAUAUCCAAUAUGGGACAAUUAAUUCAGUUUAUUUCAACGGAAGUAGUCAUAAACAGAUCGUUAAUGAACAAGUAACUGUUGAAGGACUUGCUUUUGAUCCUGUUUCAACAACUCUCUUUUGGACUUCAAAUAAUGACGCCUCAAUUCGUGCUUUGGAGAUCUCAAAUUUGACAACAAAUGUCACGCAAAAUACCAAAAACAUUCGUCUUGUCGUUCAUUUGAAGCCGCAAGACAAAUUACGAGGAAUUGCAGUUGAAUCGUGUCUCGCAAUGGUUUAUUGGACCAACUGGAAUUCGCAUGCGCCCUCAAUUCAACGUGCUUAUAUAUCAGGUUAUGGGACCGAAAGUAUCAUCACGACGGAAAUAAGGAUGCCAAAUGGAAUUACGCUUGAUACGGAAGCUCAUAAGCUCUUUUGGGCGGAUGCGCGUCUCGAUAAAAUCGAAAAAGCGAAUUAUGAUGGCACGAAUCGUAUUGUUUUGGCGCAUUCGACACCCAAACAUCCCUUUGCGAUGGCAAUUUAUGGCGAUAAUCUCUUCUGGACUGACUGGAUUUUGCAUGCUGUGAUAAAAUGUAACAAGCAUUCCGGCGGCGAUGUCGUAUUUUUGCGGAAAGAUGUUGGAAGACCCAUGGGAAUUAUCGCUGUGCAAGAUGCAGCUCAAAAUUGCACCGCGAAUCCGUGUCAAGUACUCAAUGGGGGAUGUGAAGAUGUUUGUACCGCUGACAAGGAGGGAAAAAUUAAGUGUCAUUGUACGCAGGGAACUCUCGCAGAUGAUGGCAAAAGAUGUCGUCCUAAAAUUUUAACUCAUUGUGCGACGGGACAAUUUGAAUGUUCAAACGGCGGAUGCAUUCCGUACUCUUUAACAUGCGAUUCUGUCAAACAUUGCGCUGAUGGGUCAGAUGAAUCGACAAUUUACUGCAGUCGACGACCUUGUCCUCGUGGAUAUUUCCGAUGUAACAACAAUCGAUGCAUUCCGGCGAAUCAAACGUGCAACGGCGUUCAAGAAUGCGAUCAGGGCGAAGAUGAAGCAGUUUGUAAUUGUACCGCCAACCAUUUCCGAUGCAAAUCUGGGCAGUGUAUUUUGAAGAAAAAUCGUUGCGAUUACGAUCCAGAUUGUCCCGAUGCUUCCGACGAAAUGGAUUGCCCGCAACGCGAUUGUAAUAAGACAGUUUUAAUUCAUUGCAAUCACACGACAGCUUGUAUUAUGGAGUCGUGGAUCUGUGAUGGCGAGAACGAUUGUUGGGAUAAUAGUGAUGAGAUGAAUUGCCCGAAACCGAUCGUUCAAACUUGCGGACCUGAUAAAUUUAUGUGCUCGAAUGGGCAUUGUAUUACGGCGGAAUGGAGAUGCGACAAUGAAGAUGAUUGUUUGGAUGGAACGCCGGGAAAUUUGAGCUCUGAUGAACAAAAUUGCACGAAACAUUGCAAAACGAAUCAAUUUAAAUGUGAAAAUAGCUCCGUUUGUAUUCCCAAUGGAUGGCAAUGUGAUGGAAAUCCAGAUUGCGAAGAUGGCUCCGACGAAGGCCCUCAAUGCGCAAGUAGAGAUUGUAACAGCUCCGAGUUUUCAUGCAAAAGCAAUGGAAGAUGCAUUCCCUAUACUUGGGUGUGUGACGGAGAGGUCGAUUGCGUUGUCGGCGGCGAAGACGAAUCCCCCGAGCAAGGAUGUCGCAACGACACUUCAUGCAGUCCCGAUUCUUUCACGUGCAAUUCUGGCGACUGCGUUGAUCUCAGUAUGGUUUGUGACGGCGAUCAAGAUUGCAUCGAUGGCUCCGACGAAAUGGCAGAUUGUCUUGGAUCUUGUCAUCCCGACGAAUUCAAAUGCAAUUCGGGCAAAUGCAUUCCGCGCAACGAAACUUGCAACUUUUUGAACGAUUGCGGCGAUUUCUCCGACGAAGACGAGGAUUUGUGCAAAAAUGUCACACACGCAUGUUCGGGACCUUCGGUGUUCAAAUGCAAAAACAACCUUUGCAUUUCGGAGAAAUUAUUGUGUGACGGAAACGAUAAUUGCGGCGAUUAUUCGGAUGAGGAGACAUGCAACGUGAACGAAUGCGAAAACGAAAAUCUUUGUGCGCACGUUUGUCAUGACAAGAAAAUCGGAUACGAGUGCGGAUGUUAUCCGGGAUUCAAAGUGAGUGAGAAAGAUUCGCGUUUGUGUCAAGAUAUUGACGAAUGUUUGGAUAGACCAUGCACGCAAAAUUGCCGAAAUACGUAUGGAUCGUAUGUUUGCAGUUGUGCCGACGGAUAUUUGUUGAAGGAAGACAAUCACACGUGCAAAGCAAAUCAUUACGAACAUGCCACAAUUCUCUUCUCGAACCGUUAUUACAUCCGCGAAGUCGAUUUGGGCGGAAAUAUGACAAUUUUGGUGCAUAACCAAUCGAAUGCCGUCGCCCUGGACUACGAAUACGAAAGUAAAUGUUACUAUUGGAGCGAUGUCACAUCCGUAAUUAGUUCCAUUAAGCGUUGGUGCGAAGGUUCGAACAAAACUGAAACUUUGGCGCAAAAUACUUUGAAGAAUCCCGAUGGUCUCGCCGUCGAUUGGAUCGGAAAAAACUUGUAUUGGUGCGAUAAGGGUCUCGAUACGAUCGAAGUAGCCACUCUCGAUGGGAAAUUCCGUCGAGUAUUGAUCAACAAAAAUUUGCAGGAGCCACGAGCGAUUGUCCUCGAUCCGCGUCACAAAUUUUUGUACUUUUCCGAUUGGGGAGACAAUCCAUAUAUUGGCAAAGCUGGCAUGGAUGGCAGUAAUUCGCGCAUUUUGAUUCACGAAAACCUCGGAUGGCCAAAUGCGUUGAGUAUUUCCUUCGAAACGAACGAGAUAUUUUGGGGAGAUGCGCGCGAAGAUUUCAUUGCAGUUGCCGAUUUGGAAGGAAAAAACCGAAAAAUUAUCGUAAAUCGACAAAUGAACCCAAAUUUGAAUUUGCAUCACAUUUUUGCGAUUGCUGUGUGGGAAGACAGGAUUUAUUGGAGUGAUUGGGAGACGAGAAGCAUUGAGUAUUGUCACAAAUAUCGCGGAGAUAAUUGCUCGACGUUGGUUAAUACGGUUCAUAGGCCCAUGGAUAUUCGGGUGCAUCAUCCAAUUCGGCAGAUAAAGAUUGAGAAUCCUUGUGCAACGGCAAAUUGUUCGACAUUGUGUUUGUUGUCGCCUGAACCGCCGUUUUAUAAAUGCGUUUGUCCCGAUAACUUUGUGCUUGGGGAUGAUAAGAAGAGUUGCACGGCAAAUUGUACGUCGGCGCAAUUUAUUUGCAAAAGUACGUUCAAGUGCAUUCCGUUUUAUUGGAAGUGUGACACACAGGAUGAUUGCGGCGAUGGAAGCGAUGAACCCGAACAUUGUCCCAACUUUGCAUGUCAACCAGGUCAAUUCGAGUGCUCGAACAAAAAGUGCAUCAAUCCCGUUUUACUCUGCAAUGGAGCGAAUGAUUGCGGUGAUUUCUCCGACGAAAAGGACUGCGAUGACUACGUUUGCUUCAACACACAAUUCAAAUGUGGUAAAACAGCAAAUACCACGUCGCAUUGCAUUCUUUCGGAAAAAAGAUGCGAUGGUCACGUCGAUUGUCCCGGAGGCGAAGAUGAAAAGGAAUGCCCGAAUAAAUCGUGUACUUCAGCUCAUUUCAAAUGCGGCGACGGAAAAUGUAUUCCGAAUGUUUGGAUUUGCGAUGGCGACGCCGAUUGCCCCGAUAAUUCUGACGAAUCCGAUUGUGAGAAACGAGAAUGUCCUCGAAAUGAGUAUAAAUGCCAUACGGGACGAUGUAUUCCGGUUACUUGGAAGUGCGAUGGGGAAAUUGAUUGUCCCGGCGGAGAGGAUGAACAAAAUUGUCAUGAUGGGGUAACUUGUGAGCCGAGCUAUUACAAAUGCAAUAAUUCAAAAUGUAUUCCGGGAAGAUGGCGUUGUGAUGACGAAGACGAUUGCGGCGAUUUAUCUGAUGAAACAAACUGCGUUAUGCGAAAUUGUUCGGAAUCUGAGUUCAAAUGUGACGAUGGCAGAUGUAUUCGAGGCAGUCAAAGAUGUAAUGGAGAGUUUAAUUGUCGAGAUCAAAGUGACGAGAGAAAUUGUACAGUCACGUGUACGGAAAAUCAAUUCAAAUGUACAGACCAAAAUUUGUGUAUCGACAAAAAAUACCUUUGUGACAACGACUUCGAUUGCGCCAACGGUUCCGACGAGGAAAACUGCAAAUGCAAAGACAACGAAUUCCAAUGCAAGAACGGCAUGUGUAUCAUGAAAGAUUGGAUUUGUGACGGCAUCAACGAUUGCUUAGAUAAUUCAGAUGAGGAAACCGACACCUGCAAAGGUCGUUGCAACGGGCGUUCCUUCAAAUGCAAAAACAAAAAAUGCAUCCGAAAGAAUUUGGUAUGCAACGGCGUCGACGAUUGUGGCGAUCAUUCGGACGAAGAAAAAUCCGCUUGCGUCAAAUGUCCUUACAACACCUUCGAAUGCGCGGCAGAAGGCAUUUGCAUUGCCAACAAAACACGUUGCAACAAUAAAUUCGAUUGCAAAGACGGCAGCGACGAGAUCGGAUGUCCCAAAAUCGGAUGUGUGUUCGGAGCUUGUUCGCAAAUUUGCAUGGAAAAGAAAGGCGAACACUUUAACUGUAAAUGCGUUUCGGGUUACGGAAAAGGACAUGGCAAAAACGAUUCUUGCAUCGCUUGGGAUAUAGAUCAAAAAUUAAUGUUUGCCGGAGAAAAUGGCUUGCAAUAUAUGAGUCCUUAUCGAAAUCACGAAGGAAGUUUCAGCGUAAAGCUAUUCGACACACUUUCCGUUAAAAUCAAAGCUUUUGACUACCGGAUCAAGCCAAAUGGUGAAAUUGUCUUUUUCUGGAUAGAUUAUCACUCGAAAAAAAUCCAAAAAGUCACCGUAAAAAGUUUGGAUAACCUGAAACGUUUCAAACGACAAGAAACCUCAAUUCAUCAAGAUAUUUUGACCAUCGUCGAGGACUUGCAAGACCCAAUUUCGUUAGCGGUCGACUAUUUGAGCGAAAAAUUGUACGUAAUGGAUGCCAAAUCCGAAGCAAUUAUCGUCAUGGACUUGGAUGGCAAGAAACGCACGACAAUUGUCUAUACAGGUCGAUAUCCCACGGAAAUUAUCUUGGAUCUCGAAAAUCGUAAUUUAAUAUGGUCAACGAAGCUCAAAGCCAUUAUGUACGCCAGCAUGGAUGGAUCCAACAAGAAAGCUCUCGUUUCGCACGACAUUGAAUGGGCAUCUGGCUUAACGAUCGAUUACCCUUCGGGACGUCUCUUCUGGGUAGAUCAACGAAAAUCGACAAUUGAGUCCUCAGCCUUGAAUGGAAGCGAUAUUCAUUACGUGAAACAACUCGAUGAACUCGCCAAACCCGAUAAAAUUGACGUUUUCGAGGAUUUCUUGUACGUUACGUUGCGAAAUCAAACAAUAAUUCGCGUCAAUAAAUACGGACAUGGCGAAGUCGAACAUAUUUUGGAUGCGAAUCAUCGGGCGUACUCUCUCGUUGUUGUUCAUCAACUCAAACAAUUCUUGGAAGCACCGAAUCCUUGUACCACAAAUGCUUGUCAUUCGUCAGGUAUUUGUCUACUUUCCUCAGCGAAUGGAUCUCGCAGAACCUGCACUUGUCCCGAUAAUUUGCACAAAAAUGUCACCGAUGGAAAAGUUGUGUGCGAAGAAAAAUCGCUAAUUCCCGAUUCUUGUAACUUGAAAUGUGUUCAAGGGACGUGUCGAUACUCGGAUGGCUUCCCGAAAUGCUUCUGUCAUCCCGAAUACGACGGAGAUUUGUGCGAUCAUUACAUUUGUUCGGAUUAUUGCAAAAAUUCAGGGAAAUGUUACGUGUUGUACAAGAGUAACAAUCAAACGGAGCGAAAAUGCAUCUGCAAACCUGGAUUUAGUGGCGAUCAAUGCGAGAUUCCGAUCGAUCUUUGUCUCUCGCGAUGUCACAAUGGAGGAACUUGCAUUUAUGCUUCGGGAGGCAUUCAAAAAUGUAUUUGUCCAAUGGGUUAUACGGGAGAACAAUGCGAAAAUUGUGUCGAUUUGGAGUGCGAUAAUGGAGGAAUUUGUAGGAAAAAUUAUAAUGACGCAAGUAUUUGUUCGUGUCCAUCGGGAUAUUAUGGGAAACAGUGCAAAAAUAAUUAUUGCGAUAAUUUCUGUGUCAAUGGCGAGUGCAAAUGGAAUGAUAUUGAAGCAAAAUGUGACUGCAAGGAGUUCUUUUGGGGUAAAAGAUGCGAAAAUCAUUGUUCGAAAUAUUGCGAGAAUGGACAAUGUGAGACGAAGUACCCUGUUUUCGUUGAACAUUGUCAAGAGUACAAAACGGAUUUCGGAUGUUUCAAUUACGAAUGCCGUAAUGGAGGAAAUUGCGUUAGUGUUAAAAGUACGCCAGUUUGCAAUUGCACACGCGAAUACAAUGGAGAAUUUUGUGAACGUCUUGUCGGAUAUAACCAUGCUUGCAUCAAUUAUUGCGAGAACGACGGAAUUUGUCGACUUGACAACUCUCAGAAGCCAAAAUGUAGUUGCGUUGGACAAUGGGAAGGCGAAAAAUGUAACAAACCGCCCAAAUGCAUUGGAUCCUGUGGGCAUUGUGAAAAGGAAACUAUCAACGAAUGCACCUGCGAUAAUGGAACAAUUACUGCUUGUAUCUACGUACCAGACGAUGGAGUGCAAGGAGAAUUAAAUGACAAUGGAACUACUUAUGUAUUGACUUUCAUCACAAUUGUCAUGGGCAUUCUUCUUAUAAUUGUGUCGUCGUUCUUUGUUGUAAUUUAUGUCUUAAGAAAACGAAGAAUGGGUCAACCAUUUUCUCAUGCUCGACUAACAGAAAAUGUUGAAAUAACUAAUCCGAUGUAUUGUGGAGAUACUGAUGAACCUCCAGCAUUUAUUCAUGAUAAUACAGACAAAGGACACUUUGCCAAUCCAGUUUACGAGUCAAUGUACGCUGGAAGUAACAAUGAAAUGACCACACUUGGUAACGGAGCAAACACAGCUCCCGACGAAAAGAAAGGUCUUCUACAGCAGGAUGACAGUAAUCAUCAAGAUCUGCUUUGAUCUGCGGAGAAAAUCUAGAAUUAAGCAACUUUGUUAAUAAUUUGAUUUUAAAAGAAAUGCGUUUUUAAUUUUUUAAUACAAAUUGUAAACUGUGACAUAUUUUUAUAUUAAUUCUUUUAAAGAUUAUGUUUUAUAUUUUAUAUUUUUUUAUUAUAUACAUCUAAUUAUCUCGCAAUAUAGCUUUAAUUAAAGAGAAUUAAAGAAACUGUUUACGAAGGCAGCUAGCUGUUCGAGUCCCCCCAACAAAGUCAUUGUACGAAAAGAAAAAAAAAACUAAAUGUAAUAAAUAAUAUUCAAUCUGUGCCCUACUUUUACGUCUACUAAAAAAAUGUAGGUUUAGAUAGCAAUGUGUAGGAAAAAAACAAAACUUUUGUAUCGAUAAAUGUAUGUUCUUUUUUGAUAACAUAUCUAAAUGCAAAAAAAGGAAAAAAAUAGCACACAUCUUAGGAUAAAUUUGCUCAAAAUAAGGAAAAAGCAACUUUUUUAUACGAUUUUAGUGGAAAUGGCCAAGAACU
Molecule: messenger RNA, 14944 nt
Organism: Culicoides brevitarsis
Lineage: Eukaryota; Metazoa; Arthropoda; Insecta; Diptera; Ceratopogonidae
Gene: LRP1
Product: prolow-density lipoprotein receptor-related protein 1
Exons: 14
Coding region: 312-14429 (4705 amino acids)
Cellular component (GO): signaling receptor complex; plasma membrane
Molecular function (GO): low-density lipoprotein particle receptor activity; protein binding; calcium ion binding
Source: RefSeq, a predicted model, not a curated record